GCGGCGAGCAGCAAAUCUUUUUUUCGGAGGGUGGUAGGGAUACGUACCGCCUCUGCUUCACAUCUGAUUGGUUAGGGUUAAGGUUAGGGUGAGGGUCCCUACCAUCCAUGGACCUAUAAAGAAAUCUACCAUCCUACGAAGGAAAGCUACCAUCUACGAAAAAAUGAUUUGCGCCCGGGCCGCCGGUCGUCGUCGAAGGAACGCACUUGAGAAUGAAGCGCAGGGUUCAAAGGGUGUCCUCUGAGCUCACCCUCCACCAUAAGAAUCAGAAUACUGCUCCACACUCCGGUCCGCUUGGGAGCGGCAGUGGGACACAGAGCCAGACCGCCCGUACAACAGCAGAAGAAUAAAAGAAGAAGAAGAUACUAUACCCACCGUAGUGAAACCUUGCAGCUCCAGCCCUCCUCAUAAUCGAUGUACACCUGUCAGUUGCGACCAUGAGCGAGCUGGAAGUGCCCAUGGGGUCGCCCACGCCGGCUGCCUCGGAGCAACUGCAGGCGGACGGGGGGGGCAUGGACUACCGCGACUGGGUGCGGCGCAGCUACCUGGAGCUGGUGAGCUCCAACCACCACUCGGUGCAGGCCCUGUCCUGGAGGAAGCUCUACCUGAGCCGGGCCAAGCUCAAGGCCUCCAGCCGGACCUCUGCGCUGCUGUCGGGCUUCGCCAUGGUGGCCAUGGUGGAGGUUGAGCUGGACUUUGAGUACGACUACCCCCGGCCGCUCCUGGUGGCCUUCAGCGUGUGCACCACGGUGCUGGUGGCAGUGCACCUCUUCGCCCUCCUCAUCAGCACCUGCAUCCUCCCCAACGUGGAGGCGGUCAGCAACAUCCACAACCUGAACUCGGUCAGCGAGUCCCCGCACGUGCGCAUGCACGUGUACAUCGAGCUGGCCUGGGGCUUCUCCACGGCGCUGGGCAUCCUGCUCUUCCUGGCCGAGGUGGUGCUCCUGUGCUGGAUGAAGUUCCUGCCGGUGGACGCCGUCAGGGCGAAGACGCCCCUGGCCGCCGUCAACUGCUGCCGGGUCCCGGACCCCGGUGGCGGGGGGACCGGGACCACCGCCGCCGCCGCCACCGCCAGCCCCACCACCGCCGGCAGCAGGGCGGCGGACGCCAGCGGCUGGUACGCGGCCAUGGCCUCCACAAUCAUCAUGGUGCCCGUUGGGGUGGUCUUCAUGGUGUUUGCUGUGCACUUCUACCGCUCGCUGGUGCGCCACAAGACGGAGCGCCACCACCAGGAGAUCGAGGAGCUGCACAAGAUCAAGGUGCAGCUGGACGGCCACGAGAGGGGCCUGCAGGUGGUGUGACCGCCGCCACGCCCCCACGCUCGUGACGGCCACGCCCCCGCGCUCGUGACGGCCACGCCCCCGCGCUCGUGACGGACACGCCCCCACGCUCGUGACGGACACGCCCCCAUGCUCGUGACGGACACGCCCCCACGCUGGUGUUUACCUAUCUUACUCUUCUUCUAGAUGACAUUCGGUCUAGACUGUACUAGAUACUAUCGGCACUUGGAUUGUUUUAGAGAUACUGCUUACAGUAGGAAAAAGCCAUCACCUAUUUAUUAAGCAGAAGACGAGUCGUUGCUCUGUGGAAUAGACUGCGUCCCUAGUUUUGUUUCAUGAGUUGAUUUGACUCGUUCUUCUGAUUUACGUGUGCAUUGAUUUACAUUGCAGCAUGUCGCAGAAUCGAAUGCUCUACAAUGCUUUAUGACUCAUUUUUGGCUAGCUAUAGAGUGGAAGCCCUUUUUAAUGUGUCCUUCUGUGGCUUUUUAGGAACCGGCCAUACCAUGUUUGCAAGCCUGCCGUCAUGUGAAGGUCAAUGUCUCACGAGGCUUGUCUCAGUUCUAAGUGCUCUCCACUAAGACUAAGAAAACUCCCAAUCCCCCCCACCCCAUACCAUUGUGGCUUAGCCCCGACGAAUGUACCGAUUUUCUUUAGUUUUUUUAAGACAAUGCUUUUUCACCGAUAUUUGGGGCUUACCAGGAUCCGUCUGUAGUAGGCAGACGAAUCCUGGGACAGUAGGGGAUUGAUAUAGAAUAAACUUUGAAACGAGUCGUUCCAAUUUUAGCCAUGGGACUUCACUGGGCUUGGAACACGUGUGUGGGUACUGUCUAGUUACUUACGAUAAAAAAAAAUAUGGUGAUGCUCAUCAAUGCCAAAAUGAGUUUUGUACUUUAAUAAUUCGUUUUCUUUUCAUGUUACCUAAACCUAACUGUUAAACUCAGAAUACGUUUACUGUGUGAUUAAGGCAGGGUUUUGUUGUGGCCAGGACAGUGUAUACUUUUGGGGUCAAACUGGUGUCCCCCACGCCAUCCGAGAUCGCCGCCUAAAACUGUUGCCUUGACCUAAAUGGCGGUGCCUGCAAAGUGUCUAUUUGUUUAUGCAAAUUGUGUCACACGUGGCCAUAAUUUGUAUGAGUGAUUUUGUUUCUGCACAGAUCGAUCCUGUUUUGACACGGAAAAAAAAACAUCCUGCAACAAAGAGCUUAAGAAAAAUGUCUUAAUAAAAGUCACGGGUCUGCAUUCUUCAGCUUGUUCCUGUUGCAUCCCUCACUCACUCGAAGGGUUGGCCUGGAGAGACGCAGAGUUCCUAACGUGUGAGGAAGCACCCAGAGCGGAGCCACAUAUAGAGCGGCGUGUCAGCAGUCCUGCUAGUCAAUAUCAGUGUAGUGUAAGUAUACUGCAGAGUAAAGGCCUGGAUUAAACCUGUGCAUAUCCUAGUUUAGAGCUUCCAACAUGACAGUACCUCAGACGUAUUUAAGUAAGGGAAACCAUGAAUUGGUGUUCAAUAGUUUUAUAAUGGCAAAUAAGUCCAUUCACUAUAAACGGGCUGUUAAGAGUGAAAUGUAUAAUUAUGAAACACAGGAAACGGUCCAUGACAGUUGAUCAGUCACAUUCGUACAUUUGGCCUUAAGGAUGUUAGCUACUUGGUAUAUUUAUAAAAUGGAAGAGAUAGAGUUGUGUCUUUCUUAAGGACCUAGCCUUCCCUGGUUAUUAAUUUUGUGAUUAACCGCUUUAGUUUUUUGUUGUCUAGUAGUUCCUUCAACAAGCCAGCAGAGGGCAGACCGUCGGCACCCAGCAGAACCUGGAUCCAUUAGCUGCUCACUUUUAAAAGUGUACUUUUAAUAUACUGUACAAUUUGUUAGUCGCAUCGUUUGAGGGUUGCAAGGAAAACAAUUUCCACUAAAUAACCUUGUUUUAAGGCGUGUCUGAUAAUUCAUGCAUUUCCUCGUCAUUUAGUUAUUUUCGACUCACUUAAACACUGUUCAUAUGAAGUCUCUGGGGACUCUUGUCACAUUUGGUUAUUGAAAAGCAUCGACAUAUCUUGUGAGUAGAAAUGGUUUCAAAUGCCCAUCAUGCCAUUAUCCAAUUGUUUCCCUGGGUUCAUGGUCCCGCAACAUGCACUAUAGAGGAUCACUAAGACAAAUGGCCUUUAGUAACAGGUGCCCUCAAGCCAAUCAUAGCUGUUUCUUUGUGUCCUUAUAUACUGUUAAGGAGGUUCAUCAAAGACGUAUUCAGCCCCCCCGAGAAGGCAAUACAGUGCAGAUCUUACUUGGAUGGGAGUGCAAACCACAACAAACAUUUUUAUUUGAAAUAUAGUUGUUAAUAAUCUCCAAGUAGCUUUUAUAAAUAAGCCACAACUUUGAGUGACUACAUUGUUCUCUGGAAGGUAAAAAACAACUUGAUUGUUGAAAAGCACUUGAAAUGUCAAAGAGAAAUCUGUCAAUGUAGAACAAAACAAAGAAAUGACAACAUUGAAAGGCAACAGAAAUACACGGUUAUGCUGACUGUCUACAGUUGGUAAAACCACAUCGUAAGGCAGCUGACGACCUCUCUGCUCACCUGAGACCUUGCCAACAACACUACUAUUACUACUAUUUUAUUUUUUUAUUCACUUUUCGCCGUUUCCUCUGGUGUGUAAAAAAAAAAGAAAAAAAGAAUUGAGGUGGGUGGGUUUGAACAUGGUUGCUAUCAAUUACUUCUGCCCUCAAUAUGGUCUUCAGUCAUCCAAAUGGAAAAUUCCCGUCCCCCCCAUUCCACUACACAGUAGAAAAGUACUGUCUCAAUUGCGGUUGGGAAAAGUCUUCAGCAUAAAAUCACUAAAAGAGAAAAAACACUUUGGUGUUAAAAAAAAUGUGACUACGCAAAGAAAGGUUAGAACUCAUCAUUAGGAUUUAAACACGGAGCACAGAUACUGCAGCUGUAUUUGUGCCCAAAACAAAAGUAAUUAUAUUAAUACCAAUAAUAAUCAUCAUAGGUCAACAUUAUUUCCCGCCAACUGCAUUCAAAAUCUCAUAAGUCCUUCCCAAGGAUUUCU
Messenger RNA from Gadus chalcogrammus (walleye pollock), 4313 nucleotides. RefSeq names its product ORAI calcium release-activated calcium modulator 2 (gene orai2). The coding region runs from base 438 to 1301 and encodes 287 amino acids. Gene Ontology annotation, cellular component: membrane. Gene Ontology annotation, molecular function: store-operated calcium channel activity. The record is from RefSeq and is a predicted model, not a curated record. The transcript is spliced from 4 exons. Gene Ontology annotation, biological process: store-operated calcium entry. Lineage: Eukaryota; Metazoa; Chordata; Actinopteri; Gadiformes; Gadidae.